AAAAAUAUAAAUAAAAAUCGAGUAAAAAUCUACUCCCUCAUUCUUCAAACAGUAAAAACAGCUCUUCCGGGAUUCCUACUUGAGCAUAUUCCACUCUUCCGUUUUUAAAUCGAGAGAGAGAGGCGGAGACUGACAGAAUGGAGAAAUCGGUGGCUUCCGAUCUGGUAGACUUUUUGAACGCUUCCCCCACUGCUUUUCACGCUGUUGAGGAGGCAAAAAGGCAAUUGAAGAAUGGUGGGUAUGAACAGAUUUCUGAGAAGGAAGAUUGGAAUUUACAAACCGGGAAGAAAUACUUUUUCACCAGGAAUUAUUCCACUAUCUUGGCUUUUGCUAUUGGCAAAAAAUAUGUUGCUGGAAAUGGAUGCCAUAUAAUUGGUGCUCAUACUGACAGUCCAUGUUUGAAACUAAAGCCUAUUUCUAAGGUGGCAAAAGGUGGUUACUUGCAAGUUGGUGUGCAAACAUAUGGAGGUGGUCUGUGGCAUACUUGGUUUGACCGAGACCUGACUGUUGCCGGAAGGAUGAUUAUUAAACAAGUGAAAGAUGACUCUGUAUCGUACACCCAUCGACUUGUUAAAAUCGAGGAGCCUAUUAUGCGAAUCCCAACCUUGGCAAUUCACCUAGACAGGGAUGUUAAUGAAGGAUUUAAGGUGAACAAACACAGCCAUCUUGUUCCUGUCUUGGCGACAUCAAUUAAGGCAGAGCUCAAUAAACCAGUUACCGAGAAAAGUGCCGUAGGUGGACUUCCUACUGACGGGAAAAACUCUCCUGAAAAACAUCAUUCGCUGCUUCUAGAACUUCUUGCGACUCAAGCUAGCUGCAAGCCAGAUGAGAUAUGUGAUUUUGAAUUGCAAGCAUGUGAUACUCAACCAAGUAUAAUAGCCGGUGCCAUGAAAGAAUUUAUAUUCUCAGGAAGACUUGACAACCUGUGCAUGUCAUUUUGCUCUUUAAAGGCAUUGAUAGACGCGUCUUCCGAAAGUAGUCUUGAAAAUGAGACUGGUGUAAGGAUUGUUGCACUGUUUGACCACGAGGAAGUUGGAUCAAAUUCAGCCCAAGGAGCUGGAUCUCCUGUUAUGUUGGACGCUCUUUCCCGAAUUACAAGUUCCUUUAGUUCUGAUUCUAAGCUACUGAAGAAAGCUAUACAGAGGAGUUUUAUAGUCUCCGCAGACAUGGCACAUGCAUUGCAUCCAAAUUACAUGGAAAAACAUGAAGAAAAUCAUCAGCCCAAAAUGCAUAGUGGGCUUGUGAUUAAACACAAUGCAAAUCAACGUUAUGCAACCAAUGCUGUCACUUCUUUCAUAUUCAGGGAAAUAGCACAGAAGCACAACCUUCCUAUUCAGGAUUUUGUGGUUCGCAAUGACAUGCCAUGUGGUUCGACUAUUGGUCCCAUUCUGGCAAGUGGUGUGGGAAUUCGUACCGUCGAUGUUGGAGGUCCCCAACUAUCUAUGCAUAGUAUAAGAGAGAUGUGUGCAGUGGAUGAUGUGAAGCAUUCUUAUGAACAUUUCAAGGCUUACUUUCAAGAAUUCUCGGCUAUUGAUGCUAAGAUUACGGUGGAUAAUUAAGCUGACCAACCAACUAGGAUGAAUUGUGUUUUCCAAGUCAAAACUGAAGCCUUGAUGUGCAAACUUUUAAAGGCUUUUAAAGUCAUUACUGUUGUAAUGGUGAUUGGAACGACGGAAUUAGCAGAAUGAAUAAUAGUUUUGGCUUGCUUGGUGUCAAGUCAAAAGUCAAAACCAUGAACCUGAAUGUCUAUGGAAAUGGUUUAUUUUCAGUUUCA
Messenger RNA from Daucus carota subsp. sativus, 1774 nucleotides. Its product is annotated as probable aspartyl aminopeptidase. Gene Ontology annotation, biological process: proteolysis. Gene Ontology annotation, molecular function: aminopeptidase activity; zinc ion binding. Bases 138 to 1559 code for a protein of 473 amino acids. NCBI's taxonomy places the organism in Eukaryota, Viridiplantae, Streptophyta, Magnoliopsida, Apiales, Apiaceae. The transcript has 11 exons. The record is from RefSeq and is a predicted model, not a curated record.